This is a messenger RNA of Siniperca chuatsi (mandarin fish), 2542 nucleotides long. Its product is annotated as cytochrome P450 2D15-like. The transcript is spliced from 6 exons. Gene Ontology annotation, cellular component: intracellular membrane-bounded organelle; cytoplasm. Bases 1 to 624 code for a protein of 207 amino acids. Gene Ontology annotation, molecular function: iron ion binding; heme binding; oxidoreductase activity, acting on paired donors, with incorporation or reduction of molecular oxygen, reduced flavin or flavoprotein as one donor, and incorporation of one atom of oxygen. Gene Ontology annotation, biological process: xenobiotic metabolic process. The record is from RefSeq and is a predicted model, not a curated record. Lineage: Eukaryota; Metazoa; Chordata; Actinopteri; Centrarchiformes; Sinipercidae.
AUGGAUGAUACUGACAGAACUCUGUGUGACUCUGUUCCCAUGAUUCGAAACCUGCCCUUCAUGAAGGCGUUUAAGAACACUAAGACUUGUAAGAAACUUGCAACUCGUCUGAUCACUGAGCACAAACAGACCAGAAUCCCUGGGCAACCACGAGACUUCCUUGACUGCUAUCUGGAUGAACUGGAUAAGAGAGGCGCUGAUGGCUCUUCUUUUUGUGAGGAUCGACUCAUCGUGUUUGUUCUGGACCUUCACUUUGCUGGGACUCCUACUUUCAAUCUGUGCUUCUAUCGUUCUGGCAUCUAUUCUUUCAUUUCUUUUCACGUUUUUUUUUUGUGGUGUGUUGUUCUACUAAUUAGCGAUGUCAGCGGGAGAUCUCCUGCAAAGCCUGAAUUAUUAACCCAGUUUGAAGAACAUGUUGUGUCAUUUCUUUUACUCCAGGCUGUGAUCCAUGAAGCUGUGAUCCAUGAAGUCCAUAGGAUAGCCAACACUGUCCCUCAUAGUAUCUACCACUGUUCAGCAAAUGGCACGAAGCUCAUGGGAUAUUUCUUACCCAGGGUAAAACUAAUGAGGUUUUUUUUUUUUUGGAUCAUUUUACUGUUUCAGGAAAUGCCUUUCAGCAAAUAGAUUUUUUUGUUCCCGGUAGGCCUGCUAGUUGGCUAUAACAGGUGUUUGCAUUCCAUUGCAGUAGCUCCAAACCAGAUUGCUUACAAGGAUUGGAAUGAUUGGAUUAAUAGUAUUACACUAAACCACAGUGUUCAGGCAUACAGUAGUCAACAGUAAUGGGUUUUGGAGAUUUGAAACGAUUAGUUGGGACUCGAGACAGAUAAUUAAUCACCAACUAUUUUGAUAAUUGAUUAAUGGUGUCCAAUGUGAGGAUUUGCUGCUUUUCUCUGUUUCAUAUUAUUGUAAACUGAAUAUGUUCGGGUUCUGGCAAUUUUUCUCCUUAGGGUAGGUACAUUGAUCAUCCAAAACCUGAACUCGGUGCUGAAUGAGGUGGGACAGUGGAAAUUCCCUCAUGAAUUUAACCCUGAAAACUUUCUGAAUGACCAGGGAGAGUUUGUUCGUGCAUUUCUCUGCAAGUAUGAGAGCCCAAAUCUUCUAUUUUAAGAGCUGUACAUGACUUAAUGAUUGAAAAUGUCUACGUAUAUGUCUUGGAGAGGGUCUGGCUCUUAUGGAGCUCUUCCUCAUCAUGGUGACUCUGCUGAGGAAGUUCAUCUGGCCCGAGGAUGCAGGACCCGUGUGUAUGGGGUCACUCUGUCACCUGAACCUUACCGCAUGAAGGUCCAGCUGAGGGCCACGCAGUAGACAAUCUGCAGUUACACAGGAGGAACAAUGAAGACUGAUUCAAAUGUGUGUUGUGCAGGGUGUUGUCUCAGACAAAUAAAAUGUGUAAAAUAACGAAUGACUAAUUUGCAGCAAAAUUGUUAUCGUUAUAAUUUGCCACUCACUAUCUUAUAAUGAACAGAUCUUCAGCACACCUUUUAAAAAGAUAGAAGCACAUAGUCAUAGCUCAUAUGCUGAAACAAAGAACAAAUACAUUUUUAUAUAAAAGAGGUUAAAGAAUCUGAUAGUUUUGUGCUGAUAUCUGUUCAAGACAAUUCUUGAGUCUCCUUUAGUUCUAUCUGCCGUUCACCUUAUAUGGACAACAUUUAAUAAUGGUUUUGCCAGUCUUGGUACAAAAAUAUGUACAUGAUAUUGUCCAUUUAGAGCUGGGAGACAAAAGACAAUCUAGUUAAUGGCUCCCUCGAGUGGACAGAAUUGGGUAUUGCAUUUAAUAGUUUUAUUUCUGAGCAUGAAAAGUACGGGCACAGGCCGCUUCACGGGGGGACUAAUCAAAAUGUAAUAAGAUAAGUAAAUGAGUUUUAUCAGAUUGAUUGGAUGAAUGUAUGUGAUAUGGAGUAUAUGCUGUAAUUUAGAGCAAACUAAUUUUGACAUCUUGUGCAGGGGAUUUGUCAUCAAAACAUUAGUUCAGUACGUUACUUAAACCAUUCUGAAAUGCGUUGAUGUCUUAACCUUGUACAUUCCUGCUGUAUGUCAGUCUGAUGUAAUGUAAGGUGCCCUAUUUGAACUGCACGGAACUAACUAAUGAUCAUCGAUAUGACUGAGCUAAAUUGUUUUAGAUAAAUAGUAUUUAAAAUGCAAAAGACUCUGUGUGAAUUUCAUUUCACUUGGCAUAUAGUAACAUGUGGCACACUGUUCCAGUUGGUAUUACAUCGUCCUGUAAGUUGGACAUAGACGUAGAAGUAGGGUCACCCUUUUUUUUUGUAUUACACUCCCAUUUUAGAAACGACAGCAUCGCUCUCACUGACUGCUUAUCGUCUGAUUGUCCUGCUCAAUAUUCAUUUACCGCAGAACCGUGACAUCACACCCAUUUUCGAUGCUGAGUGUGGGCACAUUUGUUGGACUAAGAGCUGAGUGAAUCUGGGAAAACACUCAGCGCUUCAGAUGAAAGAGGUUUUUUCUUUUGUGUACAUGUCAGUCAGUCAGUGAAGGACAGAGGGAACACAGUGUUCAGCCGCUGUGUGUGUGUGUGUGUGUGUGU